CGCCGCCAAAAGUCAAAACACCAAAAUCCGGCAAAACCAAAAUUCCUCUCGAUUCCGAUGGCGGAAGAAGAAGAUAGCCCGGCAGAAGGCUUCCAAUGCGGUUGCGGCGGCGACGCCUUCGCUGACAGCGGAUACUAUUUCUGCAGAGUCUGUAAUUCUCGGGUGGAAGGCAUCACUGAGACUGACGACGCCGACGAGGGCUUGGUCAAUAAAGAUGGAGGAGGUGGCGGCCUCUACAAUCAUCACUCCAAACGACGUCGGCCGUCCGCCAAGGAAGAGCCGCACGAGGCAACAAAGACGAAGGAACUCUCCUACGAGGAUUACUUCAACGAGGUGCGGUGUAGGUAUGUGAGUGGGAUACAGCGGAUGAUUCAGUUGCAGUGUGAGGCUUUAGUUGAGAAUUUCAACGCCAGCCCUUUGAUCUGUGGCGUGGCUUCUGCUGUUUGGUUGAGGUUUUUGGUUACCACUGAAGUCUUCCAAGAUACGUGGGCUGAUGAGACUCUGAUGAAGUCCGAGCCUCCAGAGCAAGGAGGAGAAUCUACUCGCCGUAAUGUUCAUCAUGACGAACCAUGUAACGCAAGUGGCCAGCGCGCUGUAAUGGUUUGGUUUAGGAGAUUGAGAGAAGUAAUACCACUGGAUCACACUUUGGCUAUAUCUUUUCUGGCUUGCCAUGUCGCAAGAGAGGCAAUCUUACCAACAGAUAUAGUGAAGUGGUCAGUGGAAGGGAAACUUCCUUAUUUCGGUGCUCAUGUUGAGAUCGUGAAGCGAUUCGCGCAACCCUCGCUCGCCUGUCCUAUUAGUCCAGCCCUGAUGUUUAGGCCUUCUCAGCCAAUUCCAGUCCAGAAGUUGGAAGCAAUGGCUGCCAGGAUUGCCAAGAGAAUAGGGUUGAAUCUGCCUCCCGUGAACUUCUAUGCAGUAGCAUCUCGCUAUCUCGAUCAAUUGUCUGUUCCCGGGGAAAAGAUUCUGCCACAUGCUUGCCGCAUCUAUGAGUGGUCUAUGCCUCCAGAUUUAUGGUUAUCGACGAAUGAGUUGAGGAUUCCCACUCGUGUCUGUGCGAUGGCUAUAUUGGUUGUAUCCAUACGAAUUCUCUACAACUUAAAUGGUUUUGGUGCAUGGGAAAGGAGCUUAUGCUUAUCGAAAGGUUCAAGUGAAAUUUUUGCCAAGAGUGAAGGUGUUCAGACAUCUGGUUUUGACUCCGAAGAACUCUUGCAAAACCUUGAGGCAGAGUACAAUGAGAUUGAAAAACCAUGUGAAUUUACAAAAGACUUGACAUCAUAUCUCCGGUACUGCAAGGACAUGGUAUUUGCAGGAGCUUGGUCAUCUUCCCACAGUGAUCAGUUGGAGAUAGAAGAACUGAAAGACAAGUUGUGGGAUUCUUAUCAGAAUGCAGAGGAAGACCUUGGAACGCAAGGCAACACAUUUAACCCGAAAAGAUCACGAAGUGAUGAUGCCAGUGAUGUCUCAACUCAGUCAGCUACUCGGUCAGCAACUAGGAAAUUCAGGGAGAUGGGUCAUGAGAGAGCACUGCAGGAUCGUAAGAAUGGCAAUCCUUCCAAAGAAGCUGCUGUCAGAAAACUGAAGUCCGACAUGGAGGACGAUCGGUUCUGCUACAUCCCACCAAGGGUUAAGGUUAAGGAAUCCGGUUACCUUCAGUACACGAGAAAACAGGAUGAGGGUGUUUUGAGAUACGUUGCACAUGCAGAUUACUACAUUUUGCUGCGUUCUUGUGCCAAAGUUGCAGGCGUUGACGUUAGGAUCAUGCACAUUGCGGUGUUGGGUUUGGAGAGAAGGUUGGCUUGGUUGGAGAAAAGGAUUGAUCAUUGCUUGCAUUCGACUCCUCCUAGUAUUAGCUGUGACUUCUGUAGGGGUGAUACAGCAAGCCACUAAUCGGAAAAAAAAAAAUGUAUGAAUUUUAGAUCACUAUUUGAUCUCCAUAUUUUUUUUUCUUCUCAAAAGUAGGAGUAACAAGAGAGUCAAAUAAAGGAGUCAAGUAAAGCGCGGGAGUCGACCAAUAGUCGAACUCCCGAUAAGAGGGCUUUAUGUUAUAUUUUUCUCCGAACGCUCUUCACACCAAUACAUCCAUACCAUAUAGCGAAAUGUUAUAUUUUUCUUUAUUCCUUCUCUUUGGUGACUAAUGAGUUGCUAAACAAAAAUGUAGAGCAUAAACCGCUUAUUUAUAGAAAACUAAUGAAUCGUUUCUUAAAAGUCCUAUUUUUGCUCAUCCUCGGGAUAAAAGAGAAACUACUUCAUCAGUGGGAAUCUACUGCACCAAAGGCUCACACCCUAUUUUACAUUAUCACAAACACUUAAAAACCCAUUCUACCCACUCAAUAACUUUGCUACACAAUUUCAAGAUCCAUAAUCAUUUCAAAUAUGAGCACAAUGGUGGAUUAAAGGAUUCAACACUUGCCUCCAGCUUUUAACUAAUAUAACAGAUCGGAGAACCACUACAACACACUGUAAUCCAGCCAAUAAACAAUCAACUCCUAUUGUUCUUGUAAGAAGUGAAAACAGAGGAGAAGGAAAAAAACAGGGGCACGAGCUGAGUUGUCGAGAAGUGUUUGUUUGUAUCAUAUCAUGCUCUCUGGUUAAUCGGAAUUGAACAGCAAAAAGGUUGGCUCUCACAAUAUGAAUGUGUUAUCUUUUCACCCAAGUCGCUUCUAUAAGUUCUAAGGGCACAAUCAUGUUGGCAUCAUCGAGUGUGCAAGUGCAAGUGCAACAUCUCAAUCUUUAAAAAGUAGAACUGGGAGAUUUGGGAUCAGAUGCAGAGUUGGAGAUUGCUCAUGGUGACGUCGAGAUAGUUGUAAGAGAGAGAGAGAGAGAUGGGCAAUGCGCAUGCUUUCCUCCAAGGCAACUAAGCCAUUUCCAACUUCACCCCACAAUCAUUUCAAUUAUGAUUCUCUGUUUUUUGUUCAACUACCGGAUGUUAAUCGGUUUACCAUGAGAUAAGCUCUCCUUACUUACAACUUACAAGUGAGAGAUAAGAUUAUUUUUUUUUUUAUUGUGGACUAACUGUUUUCUGAAAGACUAAAUGAUUUUUGAUAUAGUAUUAGAGUUUUUAUUGAGACGUCUUUUAUUUGAAUCUUCAUGAUUCCUCUCUAUUCAUAGUUGACUGAAACGUAAAGUAUGACAAACUUAUAUAAACUUCAAAUUUAUUGAGACGUCUCUUAUUUCUUAUCUCUAUUCAUGGUCACAUAAAUUUGACUAUGACAACACCAAGACUUAGAGCAAGGAGGCUAUAAGAAUUAAGCGUUCCAUUAUUGAAUCUAAACCUUGGAGAAGGGUGUUGAUAGUCCCAUAUCCAAUCCAUUUAAUCCAAAAUGCAAUUAAUUUGCGGAUUCAUGGAUUGUUGAAAAAUUAUAGUUUAGUACCUGCAUAUUUUAUAAUUUCAAUUUGAUAACUAAACUUCUAUUUUUUUGGGAAAAUUUUUCUUUGAAAAUGCAUUUUGGUAUCUAAAUUUUUUAUGAUAACAUUUUAAUACCUUAACUUUUUAAAAUUUUUAUUAUCAGUGCAACAUUAAGAUAUCAUUUGGAUCUAUAAAUCCAAUAAAUAAAUCUACUAAUACAUUUAUUUCAUAAAAUCCACCAAUACAAUUCAUUUCUCGCCUCUAUUAUUCUCACAGCCAUUUAAUUGGAUAUUUGUUGAUAUUAUCGGAGGAAAACAACAUUAUUGGUAAUGGAUUAACACUUCUUCCAUCUGCUGUGGGUGGGAUAUAAAAUGGAAUAAGUGAAUAACUAUGUAUUGUGAGUAAAUGGAGAUGAGAAAUGCAAAGUACAGAUUGGAGAGAUCAGAUCGACGUCCACGGUAAUUUUGUUGGUGACCGAUGCGUAGUGCUUACAUUGUUCUUCAAGCUAAUGAUUGGGCCAAUAAUUACAAUUAAUGAAU
Messenger RNA from Linum trigynum, 3885 nucleotides. The record is from the annotation of a GenBank genome assembly. NCBI's taxonomy places the organism in Eukaryota, Viridiplantae, Streptophyta, Magnoliopsida, Malpighiales, Linaceae.